AUGCCACCUAAAUCCGUUGUGAGCGCACUGCAACCGCUGCAGCCAGAGAAGUUCACCACGGCACACCACAUUGGCAACCCACCGACUGGGUUCAAGAAUCCAUGGCCGUCAUACAACAGUUCCGGCUUCACCGGCGCCAUGCGAACUCGAUUUAGCACACCUAAAAACUUUGUCCCAGUUCCCGUCGAUCGCGUUGGCCUUGUUCAAGUUCGCAAGCCUGACUUUGGCGUACAACGCGAUGGGUUGAAGGCAACUUGGAUCGGUCAUGCCAGCUUUUUGGUAGAGACAAGCAGGCAAGAAGGGACCGGAAGAGGAGCACGCAUACUGAUCGAUCCUGUCUGGAGCAACCGGAUGGGACCAUAUGGUAUGGUCGGCCCUGUACGCUUCACGCCUCCGCCAUGUUCUAUCGACGACCUCCCGGAUGUCGACGCCGUCGUUAUUAGCCACGAUCACUACGAUCACCUCGAUUCCGACACGCUCAAGAAGAUCAACGCCAAACAAAACGGCGAACUGCGUUUCUUCUGCGGCUUGGGCGUAAAGGCAGUGCUGACUGGCCUUGGUGCCGGAAUCAAAGCAGAUCAAGUGACAGAGCUCGAUUGGUGGAAUGGUGUCACAUUACAGACAGAGAAGGCGGGCUCUGUAGACCUCGUCUGCACACCCGCGCAACACCGCUCAGGCCGCACACCCUGGAACUUCGAUGGCACGCUAUGGUGCUCGUGGAUCGUCAAAGAGACGCAAGAGAACGGCAAGCGACUCUUCUUCGCCGGCGACACGGGGUAUUGCCACGUCACAUCCGACGCCCAAUUCUCCCACCACGAUGCGCCGCACCCACCAUGCCCAGCCUUCAAAGAAGUCGGUGAGCUGUACGGACCCUUCGAUCUUGCGCUCUUGCCGAUUGGCUGCUUCAAACCGCGAUCGGUGUUAUCAGGUCAGCACUCAAGUCCAGAAGACUCGUUAUCGAUACACAAAGAUGUGAGGAGCAAGAAGAGCAUAGGCAUGCACUACGGCACCUUGCGCGGUGCAUACUCGGCAGCAUACGAGCCUGUUCUGGAGCCGCCUGAGCGGUGGAAGAGGGGUGCAGAAUCCGAAGGCUACACAUGGGGCAAGGAAGUAGGGCUGUGUGAUAUUGGGGAGACUGUGGUAGUAUAAUGAACGAAAACAAUCCCGGAAGCUGUGCUUGUGUUUGGAAACAUGAAACAGUUGUCGUAAUGUAGGACUGACAUCUCUACAUAAGGUGUUGCGAGCUGACGGCUCGGUUGACUAGACGCCGCCAAUCAUUCUCCAGACGCAAUCCAUAUCCAUAUCCAUA
This is a messenger RNA of Macroventuria anomochaeta, 1309 nucleotides long. Its product is annotated as Metallo-hydrolase/oxidoreductase. NCBI's taxonomy places the organism in Eukaryota, Fungi, Ascomycota, Dothideomycetes, Pleosporales, Didymellaceae. The transcript is spliced from 2 exons. Gene Ontology annotation, cellular component: cytoplasm; membrane-bounded organelle. The coding region runs from base 1 to 1149 and encodes 382 amino acids. Gene Ontology annotation, molecular function: N-acylphosphatidylethanolamine-specific phospholipase D activity; zinc ion binding. The record is from RefSeq and is a predicted model, not a curated record. Gene Ontology annotation, biological process: N-acylethanolamine metabolic process; N-acylphosphatidylethanolamine metabolic process.